AUGGCCUACGGUCCAGGAUCAAAAAACUGCAACGAGCUAAUACCCAAGCGUCCUCUCUUCCAGUCCGUCGAUGCUCUCAUGAUAAAACGUGACAGAAACGGUCAACCCCUGUCGCAUGCGGAUGCAAUGAAGACGCGUGGCAAAACCUAUCUUUCGAGAUCCGUGUCAGCUUAUCCUCCUGUGAAAGAAAAGCCAGCUAGUCGAAAGGCCUCUUUGGACUCUGGAAGUUCCACAAGUCGCUCCGAUGCCUCGGACUCCGAGACGAUGAGGAGGUUACCACCACGACGGAGGUCAUCAAAGUCACAGGUCCGGCGGACACCACCGAGAAAUGUGUCUCCGAAUUACAGCAUUGAUAGAAUGCUUGCCAGCAGUCCCUACAUUGAGACGGAUUAUCCGGAAGCACAUUGAAAUGAGGUGGUUCCAGAUGAAUGGGUCAAGAGUUCUGCUGCCUCGCUUCACAUGUAG
This is a messenger RNA of Hydatigera taeniaeformis, 465 nucleotides long. The record is from the annotation of a GenBank genome assembly. Lineage: Eukaryota; Metazoa; Platyhelminthes; Cestoda; Cyclophyllidea; Taeniidae.